This is a messenger RNA of Pelobates cultripes (western spadefoot toad), 32532 nucleotides long. The record is from the annotation of a GenBank genome assembly. NCBI's taxonomy places the organism in Eukaryota, Metazoa, Chordata, Amphibia, Anura, Pelobatidae.
CAGAACUUAGACUGUUGCACCCAGAAAGCAAGGUACUUCUUCACCUUUUAUCCCUGGGUCCCUGAGAUCACCCAGAGCUGCUGUGGACAAACCUCUGGCCUUCCCCAGGCAGCCCCCCCUGCAACUGGAUACCAAGGGACCCCCCAACACCAGGAAUGGGUAAGUGCAGCUGGGGAAAGAGAUUUUAACCCAGGAGGCUGUCAGAGAGAGAAGACCUCUCUCAGGCUGUUUACAUUGUCCUGUCCCUACAAGCCAGCAGCAAACACGUUAAGGAUCAUUAGCAAAGAUAGGCAGUGAUACAGUAACUGGCUGCAUCAUUAGGAAUGCAUGGGUAAGCCAGAUUGGUUAACCCACUGAGUGCCAGAAACUAAUGCAUUCAGGUGGAUCAAUUCUUCUUUAUAAUAGAGGGGGUAUCCGAGAGCUAACUUUUCCCCUCAUUUCAUUUGAGGAGUUUGGGUGAUGGGUUUCCCCCAUAAAAUGGCUACUAAAACAUAUAUAAAUAAUAUGUGUGCAUUAUAUAGAGGUUUAUAUGAAAUUUGAUCACUGUGUAUCCAGAAAUGAGUCAUUAUUUGCAUUCUAAUACGGGCUGUCAGUGUGUGUGUGUGCAGCCCAUGCAUUCAUUCAUGGUAUUUUGUAAAGAUAACUCUUUUUAAGCUAAGAGCAGUCAGUACCCCUAUUGUCCUGGCCAGUGUCACUGCACGUCUGAACUGAGAGCAAGUUGUUUAGGGUUUGCAUAUGAGCAUGGUAGGUGUAAUGGCUAAAACAUUUGUCUCCUUCUGUCCUUCAAGAACCAGCCUUUGGAGAAGUCAACCAGCUUGGAGGGGUGUUUGUCAAUGGAAGACCUUUACCCAAUGCCAUCAGGCUAAGGAUUGUGGAGUUGGCCCAGCUUGGGAUCAGGCCCUGUGACAUCAGCAGACAGCUGAGAGUGUCCCAUGGUUGUGUCAGCAAGAUACUAGCUCGCUACAAUGAGACUGGAUCCAUCUUACCUGGGGCUAUUGGGGGCAGCAAGCCCAGGGUGACCACCCCAACGGUGGUGAAACACAUCCGGACAUACAAGCAGAGGGACCCUGGUAUCUUUGCCUGGGAGAUCAGGGACAGACUCCUGGCAGAUGGGGUGUGUGACAAAUACAAUGUGCCUUCAGUCAGUUCUAUCAGCAGGAUUCUACGAAAUAAAAUUGGAAAUUUAUCCCAACAGAGUCACUAUGACAACCAUAAACAGCAUCACCACCCUACAGCUCACUCUGCCCUCCAGUACAACCACAUCUACUCUUACCCCAGCCCUAUUGCUGCAGGAGCCAAAGUGCCCACACCACCUGGAAUGCCCUCAAUUUCUGGCUCUAUGGGCAUGCCAAGGACUUGGCCCUCCUCACACUCUGUCACAGAUAUCCUGGGAAUUAGAUCAAUCACAGACCAAGGUGAGUCCCUCUCUACAGAUACAGUUGUCUUAAAACCUAAAUAAUGUAUCUAGGAUGAAAUAUUUUUUUUUUAAAUUUAAUAUUUAUUUUUUAUUUACACAUCCAUUAUCCCCCCUUUAUUUAAUAGAAAGUAUAAGUGCAAGCCUUUUCUUAAUGUAAGGUUGUGCUUGAACGUGACCCCUAUUAGUGCUAUAGACACAAACAGUAUGAAGUGUAUCCUUCCAGACUAAGGGAAGUACAUUACCUUCAGGCAAGGCAUUAAGUAAAGAUGUAAGAGACCCUGGCUGAGUGACUGAGACCUUUAAAGGUUCUAUUCUAGUUCAUAAAAUAUAUUAUACGCUCAUAUCCUGUGCCAUUCAAAAAAGCACAUCUUAUUACUUUUCUCCCAAUACAGAAUUUUUAAGAAUCUGCUGAAAUUGAAACGCUCUCUCUCCCUUCCACCUCCUUGAUUUAUUUACCAUGAACUCUAUAUUUAUAGUAUGUGCAUAUAAAAUCUAUAUUUAUAAAACAAUACAUGCAAAGUGACGUUAUUUGUCAAAAUGCAUCUAUAGAACGAGCCACAAACAUGGAGCCAAUAGAGUGCAUGUGGAUAUUUAGAAUUUAUUAUUUUAUGCAUAUUUUCAAAUUACAUUUUCUUGUUAAGUGACAACAGGAACGUCGUUUAAGGAACUAAAAGUAAACAAACUGACCACUUUUUUUAAUAGGUUAAUGUCAGCACUAAUAAGAGUCCUGAUGAAAAGUUUCCCAUUGAAAUAGAGAUUGUAGAUUGGUGACUGUGUGUGUGUGUGUGUGUGUAGCAGAUGGCAUUUUUCACAGUUUCCUGGGUUAAAUGCUGGUUUUUGUUUAGCUUCUAAUGCCUUUAGACAGGCUAUGAAAACUGUAUUUAAAGGAUAUCAUGUCCAAUAGACAUGAAGGGUGAGAGGGACUCACUGCCUGCAGCCUCUGUCUAAACAGAAAAUUAAUUUCACUUUUACUAAAAACAGGAAUUUGUCAUCAACAUAAAGCUUGCUGGAAAUGAAGGAAAAGUUUCACUUCUGUGGUGUGUGUAAUCAGACUAAAUUUACCCAGACAGGAAGUUCAAAUGUCAGAUAAUUGCUUUCAUUCUAAAGGCACCAACUGCAACCCCUGGGCAUAAUCUGACCAGGAGAAUGGAUUUUCUAUCCACCUAGAGACUCAUUUUCUGCUUAUUUUAUUGACUAAUCCAGAGGAGUAUGAAGCCCCUAGAACUCCGUUUACAUAUUUUUAAAUAAACUCUGAAUAAUUACUAAACUCUGAAACUAAACUGUAAACAUACUCCUUGGGAAAAAAAACUAGCCUCCUUAGGUCUCUCACCCCCUCCAUCUCUCCCCCCCCCCCCCCCCCCCCCCCCCCCCCCCCCCCCCCCCCCAAUCAUUCCCUUUAAAUUGCCCAAUUCCUAUUAAUUGCUUAGUGAAAGUCUCAUUUAAGUUGGUAUAUGUUUCUCAAUAAAGACAUUCAGCUUGCCCGAGAAGUAUACAGAGAAUGCGAUUUCCUGAAACGAUGUUUAAAAGAGAACCUUACAUUCAGAGAAUUAGAUUACAAAUUGGGAAUGUUUGCAGAUCCCUCUAAUGGUUUCCUCUUUUAUUAACACCACAUUUAGCAGGCAGGCCUCCGAGGGUACAGUCUGGGUCUGUUCCUCUGGCUUUCUAUGGACUUUGCCGAGUCUGUCUCUAAAGGAAGAAUUACUUAGAACUGGGCUGCAGUCUGCCCCCCCUCCGAUACAGGUUCAAUUACUAGAGAAAGUGUGACUCAGACAGACAGACAGAUGGGCAGAGACAGACAAAAAGGGAGAGAAAGUGAGAGAGAAAGAGAGAGGCAAAGGGAAAUAGACAGACUGACAGAGAGACCGGCACAGACAGAGGAACAGAGACAGACAGGCAGACAGAGAGAAUGAGAGAGCGAGCGGAUGCUGGAGAGAAAGUUGAUCCAAACUAAUUGGUGAAUUCACUAAAUUUCGAAAUGUGGAGAGUUGACACCGAGCCUUCAAAAUGUAGAACACAAUAGGUGAAGGGAUAUGCCCAAUACUGAGAUUUGGGCCAAAACUAUGCAAAUCAGUUCUCAACUGACUAUAGCUCACUGUUUAUUAUUAAUAUAGCGCCAACAUAAUACGCAGCGCUUUACAAUUAUAAAUGGGGAUAUUUGACAAGUAAUCUGAGAUACAUAGAAUAUGAUUAACAAUCUGGGAAAUAUAUAUAUAAUUAUAAAUAGUAACAAUCUGAUAUAUAAAUAUAUAUAAUUAUACAUAGUAACAAUCUGAUAUAUAGAUAUAUAUAAUUAUACAUAGUAACAAUCUGAUAUAUAGAUAUAUAUAAUUAUACAUAGUAACAAUCCGAUAUAUAGAUAUAUAUAUAAUUAUACAUAGUAACAAUCUAAAAUAAUUAGAAUAUGAUAAUCUGAGAUAUAUAUAAAAUGAUACAUAGUAACACUGAAAUAUAUAUACACACACAUUAUGAUACAUAGUAACAAUCCGAGGUAUAGAGAGAUUAUAUAUAUAUAAUGAUACAUAGUAACAAUCCGAGGUAUAAUGAUACAUAGUAACAAUCCGAGGUAUAGAGAUAAUGAUACAUAGUAACAAUCCGAGGUAUAGAGAUACAUAGUAACAAUCCGAGGUAUAGAGAGAUUAUAUAUAUAAUGAUACAUAGUAACAAUCCGAGGUAUAGAGAGAUUAUAUAUAUAAUGAUACAUAGUAACAAUCCGAGGUAUAGAGAUAUAUAUAUAUAUAUAAUGAUACAUAGUAACAAUCCGAGGUAUAGAGAUAUUAUAUAUAUAAUGAUACAUAGUAACAAUCCGAGGUAUAGAGAUAUUAUAUAUAUAAUGAUACAUAGUAACAAUCCGAGGUAUAGAGAUAUUAUAUAUAUAUAAUGAUACAUAGUAACAAUCCGAGGUAUAGAGAUAUUAUAUAUAUAUAAUGAUACAUAGUAACAAUCCGAGGUAUAGAGAUAUUAUAUAUAUAUAUAAUGAUACAUAGUAACAAUCCGAGGUAUAGAGAUAUUAUAUAUAUAAUGAUACAUAGUAACAAUCCGAGGUAUAGAGAUAUUAUAUAUAUAAUGAUACAUAGUAACAAUCCGAGGUAUAGAGAUAUUAUAUAUAUAAUGAUACAUAGUAACAAUCCGAGGUAUAGAGAUAUAUAUAUAUAAUGAUACAUAGUAACAAGAGUAUAGAGAUAUUAUAUAAUGAUACAUAGUAACAAUCCGAGGUAUAGAGAUAUUAUAUAAUGAUACAUAGUAACAAUCCGAGGUAUAGAGAUAUUAUAUAAUGAUACAUAGUAACAAUCCGAGGUAUAGAUAUUAUAUAAUGAUACAUAGUAACAAUCCGAGGUAUAGAGAUAUAUAUAAUGAUACAUAGUAACAAUCCGAGAUAUAGAGAUGAUAUAUAUAUAUAUAUAUAUAAUGAUACAUAGUAUCAAUCUUGCAAUUCUAUUUUCUUUCUCUAUAGUGUGUGUCUAAUGAUAAUUCUAGUCUAUAAAUACUAUCAGGGUCUGGUGAUGUCCGUGAAAUCUCUCCUUUUCUAUAAAUGUAAAUUAGAUUGUACAUGUGUUUAUUUACGGAAUUAAAUGGUGUUGAGUGGAAAAAAUAGUUUGACAUUUUAUGGCAAAUUAUUCGAUUUGAGAAAAAGUCUCCAAUUCGGAUAUUUUACAACUUAGAUAUUUAGAAUUUUCAAAAUGGCCAUUUCCCCCCAACACACAAUUAACUGCAUUUAUUUAGGUUUUUUCCUUGUUGAAUCUCGUUAUGUUUUUUCUUCAAUUUUCUAUUUUUGUUGUAAAGACAGACUUUCUGCAUUGUGAGAAUAACUUUUUUUUGCUCACUGUAAAAUAAACAUUUCUGUAAAAAUCUGGAAUGUUAAGUAUUUUCCAGAUCUGUGAUCUUUUCCUCAAACACACAGGCACCGUUUUUCUUGUUCAGAACCCAGAGCAUUGGGGGACAUUCUACUCCCUCCCCCCUCCAAUCAAUAUUUCACUACAGAGCGAUAUUUAGCGAGUUAAUUUGCUGGGUUUAUGUCAAUAUAGUCAGGUUUAAGUUAAAGGGGAAAAAACAAAACAGUUAAGAUGCGUUGGAGAUUUUUUGCCUAAACAUUACAUGUGAGUUAUCACUCCCCACAUAUCGCCGUUUAGUGAAUAGGCCCAUAUGUGCUGUCACAUUUAGCCUAUGACUAAUGACUGUGUGAUUAAUGGCUUGUGUCAUUUUUCGUACCAUGUCAUUUUCUCAUCUUGACAAGUGACCCCUUCCUUCCCCUAUCACAAUCCUAAGUAUUUAUCCCAAAUCUCAACAAAGUACCCACAUCAACAUUUGUGCUGAUUACUUCAUCAUAGGUUAGCAGUUUAUUUGGAUCUGUUAAAUUCACACAUUGGAUGGGCCCUAUAUACAGCAAUGUGCCCAAAGCCAAGAUAUACACUCGCCAUAAGUGUUCCAGUGACCGCAAUAUUUUAAUAACCUGAUUUCAGAGCCUAUAAUUAUAUCUCGGGUGCAUGCUGGGUAAAAAGUACAAAUACUACAUUUACACUAUGUACCAACACUGGAUCACUGCAGUAAAACACACAGAAUGGCUCAACUUAUUACUCAAUAGGUUUCUUCAGUAUAGAACUUGCGCAAGAGUUUUCAGAGAAGGCCAGAAUAAAAAAUAACAACGUGUGUGUGUGUGUGUAUAUAUAUAUAUGUGUGUGUGUGUGUAUAUGUGUGUGUGUAUAUGUGUGUGUGUGUGUGUAUAUAUAUAUAUAUAAUCUAAUGUAAAAAUUCCGUGUAUGUACCUGUAUUGUAUUUAUAAAUAUAUAUAUAUAUCGCCUGUAGAUAAGAGCUAAAAAUUGGUUUAUGCGAAUUCAAAUUUAUAUUAUAUAUAUAUACAUAUUAAAUACACAUAUAUGUGUAUAAUGUAAUCAAUAGUUAUAUAUAUAUAUAAUACACACACAUUUUUGUAAGGAAUACAUAUGGAAUUUAUAUUAAACAUAAAUAUAAAAUCUCUAUCGAUGAAUCUAUACAUUUCUACUUCGAUCCCUGGUUAAUUCGAAUCAGACAGGUUAUUUGCCAGUUAUAAGGUAUGUAAUGUAUGUUACUAGAAUAGAUAGUAUGGAUGUCCUUUAAUAAUGGUGAGAUUACUGGAGGGUAUUUACAAAGUAGCGAGUUCUGGCGAAGUUCAGAGCCGUUUUUUUUUUUUUUUUACAAUUUAGGCCGAGGUGUUUAAAGUCCUUUCACUUGGCCCAUUUUCUCAUCUUCGCCAGAACUCGCUGUUUAGUGAAUAGAAGUGUGUUCAUUAAAAAGUAAAAUAUUGUGCACAUGAUUACCUGAUUUAAAACAACCCAGUGUGAGGGUAAAAGCUGGCAUUAACAUGAAGCUGCUAUUUGGAAGCCUCACUGUAAAUCCUGGGGAUGUAAUCCAACUGGUAUAUGGUACAUGGUGGCUGCUACUAACCUGCUUCCUGUCUCCCCAGUUAGUGACACAUCACCCUAUCACAGCCCCAAAAUGGAGGAAUGGAGCACCCUAACCCGAAACGGCUUCCAGACCACCCAGCACAUGAUCAAUGGCCUGGACAAGGGCUCCCUGGACCAGGAGGUCAAAUACAGUCAGGUGAGACACACUGCCAUGGGACAACGACCACUCCCAUCACGCUUUGCCAGCCUGCCUGCCAGAUAUUUUAAGGAUGGGUGACUGAUGUGCCUGUUCAUACCUGUUACCAUGACAGCGUGUAUCUUGUACAAUGCAGAUAGUAAUCGCAGAGAACAGGAGGACAGUGUAAAACUGAUCCAAUAUUACAGAAUCCAUAGCUAACAAUCCCCAUUGUGUGUGUUAUUAGGGGUAUCAGCUGAAUAAGUCUGGAUGGAUUUAGCUUUUUCUAGCUCGCUCUGAUGGGAGAUGUACCUGCAUUCAUUCAGCAGGAGAGAUUCCAUUUUGGAAUGUUGUGAUAUUCAGGUCUUUGUUUUGUGAGAGAUCACUUGCUGUUAUUGAAAUAGUUAUUAUUGCUGUAAGGAGUUUAUUCAGUAAAAGUGAAGGGUCUGGAGUUUAAAAAGGUAUCCUGCUAUUUAUUGUUUAAAACUAUGAACAGCAAUAAUUCCCUAUGAAUUCCUCAGUAUGUGCGAUUUGGAAUGGAUGUGAUCGAUCACUCAGCAAUAUAAUGGCUUUCUUUGACUACUGAACAUUCAAUUUAACCCUUUCAAGGAGUGAUCCAUUAAUUAGCACAAUGCUGAUCUGACACUGAAAAGGUAUGUCAGAUCUAUUCCAAGGAGCUGAAAAUGGUUCUUAUAGUAUAGGAAAGCAUGCAUCACCAUAGCCAUUAAAUGACAUACAAUACCUUUCAUCUGUGACUGCUGUCUGCUACAGAGAUCCAAUCUAUUCUCCACAUCUAGAACCUUUGGCAGAUCCUUACUGCAAUCUACAUUCUCCUUAUAACCAAAUCAAUGAUUUCACAGCAUUUCUCAUUUUUCUUGCAACAAGUACAUUUUGGUUAAUUGUAGGCACAUACAAUGUAUAAGCCAGUGAUUAACAAUCCUGGCACUGCAGAUGUCUGUGAACUCCAUUUCCCAUGAUGCUCAGCCGAUCUGCAGUGCCUAGGAUUGCCAGCAGUAUUAGUAUAUGCUGUGAUUUUAAUCUGCUAAUAAGGACAGAAUUGCACCCAUUUUAUUCUAUUCAAUACUUACUAAGGCUUUCCUUUCAGCCGGCUGUGAGGCUGUGUAACUUUGUUUGCCCCAGAGGGAUCUAUUAUUUUAAGUGCUGGUGCCAAAGUAAAUAGCAUAUUAUUUUUGUUUAUAAAUACUGCUGUAUUUGCUAUUAGUAGCAAAAAUGAUCUCAGUCCAAUAAAUGCUUUUUUCAAUUUAUUUAUUUUAAUCUGUGGAAUCUCCUCUUCACUAACAACAUCUAUUAAACUCCAGCUCAUGAAAUGAAGAAAAAAAAAACUGUAGCAAAAAAAUGAUACAUUGCACUGAAACCUCAUAAAAUGUACCCCUAGUGAUAUCAGUUUUCUCAGUGGUCUAUUUACUAAACAGUAAGCGGCAUUGAGUUGAUAAUUUGCUCUUAAAAUAAAACUCAUUAUAGCUGAAAUGAAAAAUAUAAAAGCUCAGAUUGGUGAAUACACCAACAGCUCAAGAAUGCAAAAUUGGGGUAAAAUGUGUAUAAUAAAUCAAAGCCAAUAAAAUCACAUCCACUCCUGCUGCUAAGCUGGGCCCUUGUUUCAUUAACCUCAGCAAAAAUAUUACACAAUCUCCCCAAAUUCUCUGUAGUAUAAUUAUCCCAAUUAAACGCAGAUAGAAAGUAUUGAUAUUCAGUAUUUAAGUAACAAAAAAAAACAAAAAACUUUUUUUUAAAUAUAGUUUGUUACACUUUUUCCCUUUGUUAAUAAUUAUUCAGUUUUUUUUGGCUGGCAUUGUACUUGCUACAUGUGGUUCUAUAGUUCAUCACUCUCCUUAUUACUUUAUAAUAUUUGUUUUUAAAUCCAAUAUGAGAAAAAAAAAAAAAUUUUGCAGGACACUACUCUUGCUAAACCCAUGUUUGUAUAUAGUAAUAUAAUUUGCAUUAUUUAGAUAUUGUAAAAUGAUAGCUAGGUACAUAAUAUUAGAGGAGCCUGCCCCUUACAAAUUAUAGAGAAAAUCUAAAACCAGACUUGCAAGUACAGGUGAUUCGAAUAAAUUCACCUUAAAUCUGUUUAUUGGCUAUGUUGGCCCAAUUUAUUUUUAAAACACUCAGGUUUUAAUUUAUUAUAAUUCAUGGCUUAGUGGAUAAACCUAUUAAUGAAAUGAAUGCUGCUUUAAAAUACUUUUCUAGCAUGGUUAUUUUGCAAAAAAAGAAAUUCACAGUAUUUUCUACUUGUAGACAAAUUGCAAAUUUUCUAACUGCAACUGUCCCUUUUCAAUACAACCACUGCCAUUCUAUACCAAUCCGUUUAUUUAAGCUGUGCCCACAGUUUAACCCAAGUGGAAACCACUGGAAGAAUCUAUAUUUAUGUAAUUAGCUAAUUUUGUGCUCAAAAGCACUGGAUACGGCUUGUGUUAUAACACAAUUUCAUUUAUGUUUAUAUUUACAAUGGCUAUGCAUUCUGUACCUGUUUGGUUAAUACAGUUAAUUUAUACCUGCAUUUAAAUCAUUCAUGAAAGGAUUUUUCCAAGUGAUACUAUAUAGCAUUCGAUAAAAAAAAAAAAUGGGUAAAUUUAGAAUAAAAAAAAAAAAUAAGCUUCAGAUAUUAUCUUACAUAUACCUUUUUUUUUUAUUUAAUUGUUCUUUAUUCAAAGUUAGAGCACAGACAUACAUAUACCUUGCAUUUAUAAUUUUAACCUCCAAUGAACAAUUUUCGGAAUUAUUUUACUACGUACAUAAUGGCUUGUAUAUAUUGCAAUAUCAGUUAGAUUUAGUUUAGAGUUUAUCACGUGCCUACCAUUUAGACUAUCAUUUCGUAUUUUUAAAAUACAUAAUUACAGAUAUUAGUAGAGACCAUGCUUCAUUCCCAAUUUUCUAUUGCUGUGACUGUGUGUUUGCAGUCAUUGCUUUUUACAGGGUUUAAAUGCAAAAUGAGAAUUUGGCUUGUAAAAUCAGUCUAGCAUUAAAAGUAAAAUAAAAUAUGAAAACUAUUACAUUCAGUCAAAUUGGAGAAUUUCUCAAGUUUAAGGUCUAAUCCGGUCUUGUUUAGCAUGGUGAUUAAAAAAAUCAUCUAGUGUUAAUUUACUACAUUGGGAAUUAUAGACAAUGGAAAAAUUGGCCAAACUGAUAAAGUUAUUUACUUGGAAAAUGUUCCCGAUUCAGCCUAAAGUAUGUAAUUAAUUUUGUUAGUUCUCUACAAUUCUGCUUUCGUAAAUAAUGUGAAACAUGAAAAGAUCACUAAAAAUGUUACAGUGAAACUGCAAUAAAUUUGACCAAAAUAAUACCUUUUAGGCUGUAAUUGCUAAGAAAAGUUUCCGAUUUUGCCCGGUUGGAGAUUUAUGUUUUCCAAACACUGAAAAAACUAAGGUUACUAUAGGAAUUAUUCACUUUACAGUGAGAUUUGUGGGCCAAUAACUGUUAUUUUGCCAAAAUUGUCAAAAUAUCACAAAUUUAUUUUGAAACAUUAUUGUACUGUGUUUUUAGAUAAUAAGGUAAAAUGAGCUGAAAUUAUGUUUGUAAACAGAUUUAAGCUGGAUUUGGUAGGAAGUGAAAUGUUGAAGUGUAAAACCUACGGUGCUUUUUUGGGAGGUGUGGGGGACUCCUUGAUAAGAGAGCCUGGUAUAUUAUGUACUUUGUUUACAGUAUACUCAAUCAGAAUUUCAACCAAUCAUUUGCUAAAAAUUGGUAAAAAGUACAAAUCAAGCGUUUUUCUUAUAGAUCUUUUUGUUCGGAUUAGGGAGGUUUAGUCCAUCCAAAUGCAUAUUUAAGGCUCAUGAAUAUCACCCACAGUGUAAAUAUUAUGUCUAUUCACUAAACCAUGAGUUGUAGGAUGAAUGACCAAUAGCUUUAAACAUCUAGGCCAAAAUAUUCACAUAAAAUAUAUUUACAAACUAUGAGAAGUAAGAGUUUAUUGACCUAUAUUGUGCAAGUCUGGUUUCUGAAUAAGCUCAACCGAGCGUUUAACUUCCCAAUUUCUCUAGUUUAUACUGUAUUUUUAGAAGACCAAAUACAUUGCUUAAUAUUUACAUAAAUACAAUAACACAUUGGGAUCAAUUCACUAAAAUGGACUGUAAAAACCUAGGCUAAAAUAUCCAAUUACUAAGAUUUGUAAUUCCCAUGACAAAUCUCCUCCACUAGCCUGAAUUAAAGUCCAUUUUGGUCAAUUUAGAAGAAUAAUGAAAAGCAAUGUUUCUGAUCGGUCGUUUUUAAUAACCGUCCCAGAUACCUUUUGCCGUACAUAAUCAGAAAACCAUAAACAAUGAAAUGUAAUAAAAUAAGCAUAGGCACCGAUUUAUAAUAGUCAAUCCACUGAUAUCUUUUUACCUUGUAGCACUUCACUUGCUGUGAAUAUCAUUGAUCAUACGCACUUCUUGUCAGAUUUGUCAUGUAAAAGCAAAAUAUUAAAUACUGCGACACAUUAACUGAAUGAAAAGGCCAACCAUACAAUUUGUAAUUAGUAAAAGGAUUCCAUCAUUCAGAGUAGAUUUAUGAAAGAAAAGGGCAGAUAUUAUUGUAGUUCAUUAUCUAUUUAUUAACCAACGUAAGUGGCAUGGAACAGCCCAAAAUAAUGAGUAUUUCUUUUCAAGAUUAAAAGGGAUGUUAAUUAAAUCACAAUUCUACAACUCAAAUAGCCACAAUUUUUUUUGUGAUUUAAAAUCAGAGUGGAAACAUUCUACAACUCAUAAUUUGGCUAUUUUUGCCUCAGUUUUGCUAGUUACAUUUAAUUUGAAAACAUUAGGGAUUUAGUGGAUAGGCUUGUUAAAGUGAAAAUGCAGUUAUUUCUCUCCUUUUAAAAAUCUGUAGCCAAAUGCAUGUUAAGCAUUUUUGGAAGACUAAGACUUCAUUUAUAAAUAACUAAUUUAACCCUCUAUGGACAUUAUUGCUUGCUCCUGCUAGUCUAGCGUUUUAUACGGUUAUUUACAGUCAAGUAUAUAUAAAAAUUGAUUCAAUUGUUUGAACAUUAAAUGCAAUAUCUAAUAUAUUGGAGGAAAAAACUAAAAACCUUCUAAAAUACUUUCAAUUGGAGCCUUAACCCUGUGACUGACAUGUACCAUGCGUCAAACAUGUCUUAGGCAGGAUGGAUAGUUAGAACAUUUGUAAACGCUAACAAUGCAUGCAAUAGAGUUGAUUAAUAACAUAUAAACUGUUGACCCUAAAUUGCUCAAGACAAAAAUGAGUAAUAGAUAAUUAAAUUGAUUUUGGGCAUUUCUGGUUUUCAAAUAAAGGCAUAUAAUCAAGGUCAUGCAUUUCUGUAUGAAACAUGUAGCCACUAAUUUGGCUGUUCCAUACAUUUUUAUGCUGUGUUUUAAGGCAUUGCUUUGCAGACAUGUGCAAUGUGUAGAUUUGUUCAAUGUACAGAGAAACAAACUUGGUAGCUGUCUAAAGAACCAGGCUGAGGCCACUGAGCAGGGUACUUUUGGAUCCAAACAUUUUCUAGUGACCAGAACCAUUGGCCCUAGCUAUAUAGUGUAUGUCACAUUUUACAGUUCUAUUACUACAACACUGUGUAGUGGGCUAAUGUUUACUGACUACAUUAUGUCCAUGCUACAUGUACAAGUGAAAUAAAUACAAACAAAACAUAACAGCAUCUUUAGUCUUGAUCAGAUAUGUUCUUAAGACAAUUGAACAUUUUUAAAAAGGUGAUAACUUAAAAAAUAAAUGUAAAAAUUCCAUAGUUCAGACAACUCGAAUAAAAUAGAAGAUCAAACUAAAGUUUCACAUAAAAGAAGAAUAGUCAUGAUACAAAAAUCUAUGGUUUAAGUACUAAUAGAGCCAAUUGUAAAAUAAGUGAAAACAUAAGCGUGAUCUAAAAAAAAUUAAAAAGCUUUUUCAACCAAUUAGUGAAUCAGCUUAGAAAUCAUAAAUAAUAAUAAUAAUAAUCAACGUAUCAGAAAUGGAUAAACUACAACUUGCGUUCUAAUUAAAGAAACAGUCAAAUGACUAUACAGAUAACAAUCAACUAAAUUAGUAAGAAUUCUGGGAAAUAAUUACUUUAAACGGGGGUUCGUCAAAUAGGCCUCUACAUGCAGAUUGGCAAGUUCUAGUAAUUGUUUUGCACAGUUUACAAUCACAGAUGGCAGUACCAUAAGUGGGUGGCACUAGCAUAAAAGCAGUUUAUUAGACAUAUAGUCUAAAGACCGUGUCCCAAUUAUAUAUACCAGUUCUCCUCUAACCGGUCAUAUUGCAAUAAUAUAUUAAAACAAACCUGUCAAUAUAGGUAUGGCAUUUCUUAUACCUAAAUACAUCACUAAUCUGAACCUCCUUUAACAUUACAGACAGAGGACAAGGCAAUGUGUCUCCUUAAGAAAGUAGAGUAAUGCUAUCUUAUUGAUACAUAGGACAAAUUAAAUAAUAAGUGACAUAAUACGCUAACCAUAACUGGAUGAAAGUUAGAGCUUCUAAGAACACUGUUACAAGAAAGUCAUCUUAACAGAACACUCCAGACGCACAAAGCACUUCAGGUCUGUGUGUUCGGAGUCUGUCUUACUGUCAAUAGAAGUUUACACUUUUAUAAUUGGUGGAAAAGACAGCCUGUCACUCAGAUACCCAGGGAGGUUUUUUGUUUCAGCUUCAGUUAGUGCUACCGAGCUAACGGAAGCAGCAGGCCCACGAAGGUACAGUGCGCCUGCCUUCCCUCCUUCUCAAUGAACCAUACUAUAUCACCCUGGAGAAGCCCUGGAAGGCCACACUCGCUUGCAUGCACGCGGCUCCAGGACUGACACUUCUCAAUGUAUUACUUUCAUUCUAUGCCAGGGAGAGCAGGCCUCAAACUUUGCAUAUACCAGCAAAGAAAACAUGCAGAACAAAAUACAUACAUGAUUUCCUUGGGAGUAUAUCUGCUAAAUUGUUUAAUACAUUCCUUUUAAGAUGUAACCCUUAAGAUGAAGAUUAAGUUAUGAAAUCUCCAAUACAUGCCUUGAUAAAAACAAUUACUGACCAACACAGCCUUACAGAAUCGCUUAAUGGGAACUCAAAAACAAGAGGCCCUCAUUAAAUGAAGUAGUAGUAGUGUGUUGAUCCAAGCUAAAUAGUUUGUCUUUUUUGAUGCAGGAUUGGAUUUUUUUUCAAAAUGUUUCUGUAUUUGGGAGUAUGUGAACAUUGGAAGGACAAAUAUUUCUAUUUUUUUCUUUCUAACAAAUUUGCAUCAGUGUGACCAUUUGAUUGCUGCUUGUGGGCUGCAGUUUUAUUGUUGUCUGCAGGACAGAGCUAAGUAACGGGGUUCUAAUACAAUAAGCUUUCCAUCUGGGCUUACAUACAUCGCUUGCUUUAAGAGACAGUAAAUCUUAAAAACUCAAGCUACCCGUAUCUACAAUCCAGCAGGAGCUAAAUUAUAAAUAAUGAGGCUUCAAACAUGUACGUAAUCUUUAACCCACAUGCAUUUUGCAGGAAGACUUAAAAAAAAAAAAAAAUAAUAAAAAAGUAAACGGCAUUAAAUGGGGAAAGUAAAACAUACUUUUUACUUUUCUUUUAGGUUUUCAUUCCACACUGCAGAUUUCUCCCAAACAAUUAGGGGAAUCUGACGAUAACUGGAUCUUUCAGAAGUUGGAUGCAUGUCUAGGCUAGCUGACUAAAGAAUGAUAUUUUGCACAGGUUUUCUUUAACAGUUGUAAAUACCCCCAGCUUUCUGUGAAGGCCAUACUCACCCCUUUCAAUAAAUAGGGCUACGAUAGCUAAACUCUAAAUUUGCCUGUGUGGACCCAAGUAAUAAUUAUUCUAAGUUGAAAACAGAAGAAUUCUUGUGUCUGGUAUUCACAUAAUUUAGGCUAUAAUCGAAGGGGGAGGAGAGAUUACAGCUCGUGUAAGAAAACUUGCAUUGCUUAUUUAUCUAAUUUAUCAUCAGUACAAUCAGUUCAAACCUUGGGGGUCGUAGGUUCGAUUCCUGGCAGGGUUGACUCAGCUCUUCAUUCUUCCAAGGUAGAUAAAAUGAGUACCAUUAAAUUGGGUAAUCGUAACAUCCCCUGGACAAACUUGGAAACCAGAGAAUAUCUGAAUGUACCUUUCCAUGGUUAAAUACUUUGUUAUUAUUGUAAUCCAAAUCCUAAAAAAUGGAAUUGUAAUAAUUCUUAUUAUUAUUUUUAAUACAAAAUGAUGUGUAUUACAGCCUCCACCACCCUUGAGUAUAUUUAAUGUCUUACACUAACUGUACAUGGUAGCCAUAUUUUAGCACAGCUUAUCUGACCAGAAGCCGUGCUAGUGUGCAUUCACCAAUACUCCCAUCAUCCGCAAGCAAUGCUCAUCUCAAACAGGCACACAAGGGCAGCUUCAGACCUUCAAAUUGUGCAUGAUAUGAGCAGAGAAGUAGGGCUUCCCACGAAGGAGGGUUCAAAAUGGCUGCCCCCACAGAGCAUUGCUAAACUACGAGGUUCCUUAAAAAUAAAUUCAAAAUCUUGAUUACUUGCUAUAUACUCCACUGUUUGACUAAUGCUCUGUGGAAUUAUCUUGGUACAAUAUAAAUAUUACUCCUUGUGCAUUCAUUCUCUAUACAUUUUAGAGAUAUAUCAUACUUAUAAAGUGGGUUAUUUUGCACAAAUGUACAGUAAUUUCCCAUUUUAAUUACUGAAGUAGGCAAACAUAUGCUGAAAAGGGCAAAAGCAGGUUGCAUUAAAGGGGCACUAUAGCGUUGGGAAUACAAAUGUGUAUUCAUUACACAACAGUGCCCUAGCUGCUGUUUAGAUGACUGGGACUUCUCUGCCAGUGUUAAAACCAUGAGUUUUACUUACAUUUCCUCCAUCUUUGGCUGAGAUCAUUGAGAUCAAGACACCACACUGCGUCAAUCAGACGCUAUCUGAGACCAUCUGAUUGAGUUUUACUCCACUAUUUCAGCAGAAGCGCCUCUAGUGGCUGUCUGUAUGGGGAUGGCGCGGCAUGGCACCAAGACCACUUAAUUGAGAUGAAGUGGUCUGGGUUCCUAUAAAAGGCCUUUAACUUUUCUUUAAUGAACAAUAUCAUGAUAAAAGCAAAUAGUUUUUAUGUUCUUGGUGCUGAUUAGAAGAACUAUCUGUAACAGGUUUGUUGUUCUGUACCAUGUCAUACUAAUUGGAUGUGCAAAAAUGCAGACUGCGAUCUAUAUUCCGCAGAAAUGUCAGUCUACAACUACCUGUAAACAGAGACCAGACAUUGCAUGACAUAAUUAUAAUGCUGGGGAUUUUUGUGCUGUGUACGAAUAUUAACCACAAUGGACAGGAAUUCAUUACCUGUGCUGUGUGAUUGAUGAUGUACUGAUUUUAUCUUAAAAUUCUUUCAUAGACAGCAAUAUAAGAUUUGAAGAUACAAAAACCAGGGAUGAGGUAUGCAUAUAGACCUCAACGGGUGUUGAUGAAAGAGAUAUUUUUACCUUUACCGAAUAUUUAUAAAUUUCAGUCAAAUAGGACGGUUUUAUGUUCCAAUUAUUGGGAUAUUCGUAUUCUGACCUAAUGGAUACUUUACCAGGGAAUGAGGGCAAAACAAAUGUUCUCCUUUCCACAUUCAUUCCUGCUAAUCUUUCCUGCCCAUCUUCUGGGACAGAGGUGGGCAGGAAAGAGAGGAGGCUGCACAUAGUGAUGCACCCCAUUUCUACCCCUAAGGAGGGUGCCCCGGCACUCAGUGUAUGGUCCGAGUGCCCUGUCUCUUCCAGCAGAUUUAACAAUGUGAGGCAGGCCCCCUGGGACCUACUUUUGCUGUGACAGUAGCCAUUAUACAUAAAUAACGCAAAUAGCUCUUCCUAGAGGGGAAAUUGUAUAGUAUCUACAAAUUCACUUCUCGUAUUCAACAAUAUGGAAUGGAGUCAUUCUAUUUGCAUUAUAUAUUUGAGGCCAAUAAAGCCAAACAUUUCAUAUUAUAUAAUAUAAUAAGGCUUAACUAUUUGGGCCUACAAUUUGCAAUUCACCUGCAAAUAUUCCACAGUUCCCAGUCUCGUGAGCGCAUCUAGGUCGAUACUGACGUGGCAGCAUCACUAUUAGUAAGUGGCACAUGUGCCCAAAACAUACCAAACCCAGAAACAUUGUAAUACUACUGUGGAUUCUUACACAAAGCUCCAGACUGCAUUCCAAACUUUAUUUUAAUGUACUGUUUCCAUCAAAAAAAUUGUUUACCUUUUGUUACAACUUUCCAAUGAUAUCUCUGCUAACAGAAUCCAACAGUACAUUUUAAUGUUCUUUCUAUAGCAAUGAAUCGGGACACAAAAAUGAAAGAAGAAUUUUUGAAAAUGUAACUUACUAAUGGUUAAGCUUUCAACCUAAUCAGGUUGCAGAGAACUGUGAAUGUUUAAUUUCCUUAUAACUGGAUUUAGAAAUUCCCAUUCCAGAUCUUCUAAAUCCACUGCCUAGUUGGUUUUAAAUUCUAGGGAUCCCAUAAAAUUUAGAGUCUAUAAAAAAACAAAAACGCAUGGUGACAAUGAGUACAGGACGCAGGCAUCAUGGCACUAAUGUAGGUUUAAAUCAUAUGCAUAAUUAAAGACAUAAUAUAACCGUACAAAACUGUCUGCAAUAAAAGUUAAAUAGCAAAACAUAAGCAAUCAUUUAGCCAGAAUAGUUGGCAGUAAGAAAGACAGUCAUUACAAAAAUGCUCAUUUAAAGAGAUAUGAAGAGUAAUAGCUAUGAUGGAGUAUGUGAAGAAGAUUCUUAUUAUAGUCACCAAAACAAGUUUAGCUAUAGGAAACCGUUUUGAUGUAUAGAUGACGUCACUGCUCAAUUCCUAAACACUUCCUGUAAAGAGUCAUCUAAUGUUUACACUCCAUUUAUUGAACAUUCUGUUUAAUUUAGAAUUUCUUAUUUCCUGCUCUGUUAAGAGCUUCCUAGACCUUGCAGGAACCUCUUUUAUGUAAUAAAAGUUCAACUUACAGAGCAGGAGAUAAAAACUUUUAAAGUAAGUUUAUAUCUGAUUGAAAAUGAAACAAUGUUGUCUUCAAGCAGGCUGUGCCAGUCACAGCCAGGUGACUGACACAGCCUGCAUGAAAACAAGAGGGCUAACUCCUAAAUGGCAGAUAAUUGAACAGUGAAACUUCAGAGGCAUGAUCUAUACACAGGGGCAGGGGCCAUUGUUAGUGGCCUCAGACCUUUAGAUGAACUGCUGCAAGGAACACUAUAGGGUCAGGAAUACAUAUGUAUUCCUGACCCUAUAGUGUUAAAUUCACCAUCUAGCCCCUUUGCCCCCUCUUGCCUCCCUAAAUAUAGUACAAUCUUUCUGUAUUUAAUUCUGCAGCUGCUAGCUCUGCCUCUGUCUGCUCCUGACCUGCUUGCUAUCUGCUGACAUCGUCAGAAGUGGUGGUCUGAGUCAAUCACAAUGCUUCCCUAUAGGAUUGGCUGAGACUGUCAAGGAGGCAGAUCAGGGGCAGAGCCAGCAUGAUUUAAACACAGCCCUGGCCAAUCAGCAUCUCAUCAUAGAGAUGAAUUGAAUCAAUGCAUCUCUAUGCGGAAAGUGUCUGGAUGCAGAGGGUGGAGACACUAAAUGGCAGUGCUGCUCACUGUGCAGCACUGCCCCAGGAAGCACCUCUAGUAGCCAUCUAAGGAGUGUCCAGUGAAGUAAUCACUAGGCUGUAAUGUAAACACUGCAUUUUCUCUGAAAAGACAGUGUUUACAGCCAAAAGCCUGUAGCGAAUGAUUAUAUUCACCAGAACAAAUUCAAUAAGCUGUAGUUGUUCUGGUGACUAUAGUGUCCCUUUAAAUGUUGCACAAUUAUAGUAAAAUAUGAAUACCUAAAAUAUAUUACUAGAGUAACGCACAAACAAUAAGCCUAUGGCAAUGUACGGCAGGAAGUCCAAUGAAAUCAUGGUUAGAUCAGAUCUCGGAUGAUUGAGGACACUUAGACCAUUGUGGAAAGUAUAAUUAAAAGGUAAACAAAGCAUGAAAGCAUUUAGCUUACCUAUAGCCAGAAUAAACUGAGAAGGAUGAUAUUGGUUGAGAAACGCUGGCAGAUCAGGAAAGAGACUCACAAAUACUGCAUACAGUCCCAUGACCAAGCCUGCCACUGAUAUGUCAUGAAUGUGCAAGGUCUACCUACUGAAUGCUGGUGGUGUAUCCUCCUCAGUAUUGUAUGCUGAAAAGUACAAGCAACUAGUGAUGGCUAAGGCCUUCAUGCAAUAAAGUAUGCCAAUCAUGAAAAAAAUAAAAAGCAACCUACCUUUCAAAAUGGGUCGCAAGAGAAUACGGAGGACGGGCAGCAGCUGAAAUAGCCUGCCCUUCGGUCGGUCCCCGCUCAGUUCUCAAGCUGAUUUUUGCUCAUCUUGUGCCAUUACAGAGAGAACAUAUCUGAAGCAUAUCAGACUGGUCCCACCCAUAUGGGCAGUCCAGAUCCGAAAUGCCAGCAAGUUCUCUCUGCACGAGAGAUACAGCAACCCCAGACGAUCGUUUCAGCCUUGUUAGGCAUCAUCAGUGAGGCAUAGCUGAUAUCUCCCUAGGCACCGUGAGCAAGGGGUCCACGUCUGGAUUAUCCCUUUAAACUUGUAGAGAGUCAAAAAUGGGUCGCAAGAGAAUACUGAGGACAGGCAGCAGCUGAAAUAGCCUGCCCUUCGGUCGGUCCCCGCUCAGUUCUCAAGCUGAUUUUUGCUCAUCUUGUGCCAUUACAGAGAGAACAUAUCUGAAGCAUAUCAGACUGGUCCCACCCAUAUGGGCAGUCCAGAUCCGAAAUGCCAGCAAGUUCUCUGCACGAGAGAUACAGCAACCCCAGACGAUCGUUUCAGCCUUGUUAGGCAUCAUCAGUGAGGCAUAGCUGAUAUCAUAUCAUAAUACUCUUGCGACCCAUUGUUUGCUCUCCAUUAGUCUAAAGGGUAAUCCAGACAUGGACCCCUUGCUCACGGUGCCUAGAGAGAUAUCGGCUAUGCCUCACUGACGAUGCCUAACAAGGCUGAAACGAUCGUCUGGGGUUGCUGUAUCUCUCGUGCAGAGAGAACUUGCUGGCAUUUCGGGUCUGGACUGCCCGUAUGGGUGGGACCAGUCUGAUAUGCUUUCAGAUAUGUUCUCUCUGUAAUGGCACAAGUUGAGCUAAAACCAGCAUGAGUUCUGAGCGGGGACCCACCGAAGGGCAGGCUAUUUUAGCUGCUGUCCGUUCUCAGAAUACUCUUGCGACCCAUUGUUUGCUUACCUUUCAAAAUGUACACAUCUGCUGCAAGUCAACAAGCUUUGUAGCAUCAGAAGUGAGCUCUCAUCAAACCAUGAUGCUAUUACUGUUGCGGUCUUAACUUUCUACAGCACUAUAAGCAGUCAUUUUACAGAACAGCAAGGGAUUCUGGGAGUCAUAGUUCAAUUGUCAGUAGAACUAUAGUUUCUGUAAUCCCUUACUGUUAUCUUACUAACAUGACAUGGCUUACUUCUUUAGCAUCAGCAGGUCUAUAAAGCUCUACUAUCAAUAAAUUAAGAGGCUAUACCGUCACACUAGGAUCUUGUAUUAUUAUUAUUUUAUAAUUUAUAUAGCACCAGCAAAUUCUGUAGCGGUGGACUAACCGACACUUAACUGUAACCAGACAAAUGGACACACAGAAAAUAGAGGGGUUGAGGGCCCUGCUCAAUGAGCUUACAUGCUAGAGGGAGUGGGUUAUAGUGACACAAAAGGUAUAAGUAGGGGUAAUGAAAUAGGUUGCUAGAAAAGUAUUCACUGGGAACUUAGUAGGUUAUUUUUGACAGUUGCAGAAGAGGAGGGGGGGAGGGAGGAGGGAUGAAUGAAAACCUGCUAACAGUUUAAAUUAUAUGCUCUCAUGAAGAAGUGUGUUUUCAAAGAUUGUUUUGAAGGAGUAGAGACUGAGUGGAAAGUCUAACAGAGAAGGGAAGGGAGUUCCACAGAAAAGGUGCAGCCCUGGAGAUUCCUGUUAUUGGUCAUUAUAGGGUUACUGCGACUGUCAUGACCGCUUUUGCUUUUAGAAGUGGUCAUGGUUUUAGAAUCUAUAUGUGUAGCGUUUCUGCUUACAACGCUAUACAUACAGAGAUAUAUGGACUUUUGUGCCAGGGGUUAUUUAUACAUCCGGCACACAGAACUUUGCGUAAUGUUAAUUCUGUGCAAAAAUUAACAUCUGUUGUCAGUGCGCUGGUGCCAGAUGUUAUCAGCUUCUACCUGUGCAGGCAGUGCUGGGAGUGUGCCUGCAAGAGGAGGCCUGGAUCUCCCCUCUAUCAUUUCAGCUCUCCCAUCCCCCCUAUAGUCCUUAAUGUAGAUCCUUUACUUCUAGUUUUCUCCCUCCCAAGCUCAGAGCAGGCAUGCACUCUGAGCCAGUGAGCAUUAUCCAAUCAAAGACUUCUCUAUGAGAAGUAUUUGGUUGGCCCACAGCAAGGGACGGAGUGAUGUCAGACAGGAAGAAGAGACCAGCGAGGGGAGCUUUGCCCGUCCAUGAAUUUCAGUUAUGGUAUUUAUUAUUUUCCUGGAUUUUUUAUUUUUAUUUUUUUUAAAUUAAGGGUGGAAGGUUUACAAAGUAAGUAAUAACUAUAAAUAAUAAUAAAAGGGUUGGAUUAACCCAUUAAUGUGUUGUGCGCAAAUAUGUAUGCGUUUGUGUAGAUAUAUUAUUAGACAUAAUUUGUCAUUGCAAUGUACAGAGCUGAAGAAAUUCUCGUGUUUUCCGAGAGUUAAUUUGGCUGCUAGUAAUCUGUCUGGAGAUCUCUACCGUAUUCUUAUUUUAUUUCUAAGCAUGUUAAUCAGGACCAGUUGGAAAAACAAAGAGAUGGUGAUAUACAAGUCGUAUUUCAUACAAGGUGACCAGGAUAUAGUCUACGAACUCGUUAAUGGCAAACAGUAGAAAAAAAUCAGACUCCUGCUGGGUUUGCUUUAUACUGAUUUAAGAAGUAAAAAUUAGUGGUACAUCUAGAGUGAAUGCCAUUCUGCUAGGAUGAUCCAGAUAUUUGGGUAUUUCCCAAAGAAAUGUAAUAUUUAGCAAUUAAUUCUGGGAUGUCAGGAUUAGCCUGGUGUGUGCGUGUAUGUAUACAUUGUUAUAUGUUUACAUACACUUUUUCUAUCCUUUUAACAGUGUUCUAGUCUGCCUGUAACUGUAUAUCACACGCAAAGAACCAAUUACUGAGAAGUUCAACUGAAAUAAAAGAGGAAACGUAGUGACUCAAAUGAGAGCCUUUAUCAAGGUUUUGCAUUAUUUUGAUAGGUAUAGCUGGUUACUCUGGAUUAUGUGGCAGUGUGUCAUUCCUAACUAGAGUCAUUCCUUGUGGUAUAAAGUUUUUUAAAGAGACACUACAGUUACCAAAACAACUUUACCUCAAUAAAGCAGUUUUGGUAUAUUGAUUAUGCCCCUGCAGUCUCACUGUUCAAUUAUCUGCCAUUUAGGAGUUAAAUCACUUUGUUUAUACGGCCCUAGCCACAACUGCAUGAGACUUACACAGCCUUCCUAAACACUUCCUGUAAAGAGUCAUCUAAUGUUUACACUUAAUUGCAAAUUCUGUUUAAUUUAGAAUUUAUCUCAUGCUCUGUUAAUAGACAGAACCUGCAGAAGCCUUCUGUACGUAAUUAAAAUUAAAUUUACAGAGCAGGAGAUAAAAACAUUUAAAGUAGGUUACAUCUGAUUGAAAAUGAAACCAGUUUUUUUUUUUUCAUGCAGGCAGUGUCAAUCACAGCCAUUUAACGCCUAAAUGUGAGAGAAUUGAGCAGUGAUACUGCAGGGGCAUGAUCUAUACAGCAAAACAGCCAUGUUAAGUUAAAGUUGUUUUGGUGACUAUAGUGUCAUUUUAACUGUAGCCCAGAUAUCCUAGAUUCAAUCAUCCUUCUUCACUGGACUACACAACCCUUAUAGGUAUGUACACGGGUUGUGUAAGGCUCACCUGGUCUGCCUCUCCUCCAUUUAGUCCCUUGACUGCAAGUUUGUGCCAGUUUAGAUUUGUUUUUUCUCUAUGGGAAGAUAAAAAUCAUAACAAUCUACUGUAUUUUUGUAUAGACCAGCAUAUCACUACACAAAAUGUGUGUGUUGAUUUUUUGAAUUAAUUUUUUUAAAGUUUGCAUUUUUUUCCAAGUAAGUUCUGCUCACGAAUAACAGGACAAAAAGUAUUGUAGAUAACACCAACAACAACAAAAAAAAAUCAUACUUUUCAAUUUAUAUGAAAAAUGAACUACCAAGUUUUGCGAUGUUCUUGAGACAAGUUAAGCUGCUGCGGACUGUAGUGCAGGCUAAGGUGACAAAUGGAAUAAUAUUGGUUUUAUCCGACAUCUAAUAAGACUCGAAUACAGUUUUUAUCCUCUGUCACUCAAACAUCGUAUUAUACUAGCAUUGACGGUUUGCUAGCUUUGCUACAAAUUAUAAACAAAAAACCCCCAACAUUUUAGAAAAACAUCUUGGCAUAUGUUCUCUAUUCAAUUCUCUUGUGAAAUCCUUAUCUGUUCAGUGUUGGUUUGUGCAUUGAUUUAUAGGACAGGAAGCCUUUAAUGUCAUUAAUAAGGCAUGUAGACUUUUUUUUCCAAACUAAUUUACAAGUUUCAAACCACAGGCAUUUUUUGUCUGGGCUGGUCGAGGGAAUUACAAUCUGAUUUUGUAAGGGAGCAGUUUACCCUGCCUUGUAAUAGAUAUAUUUACUAAUGUUCAAUAUCAAAUCCUAACAGGCUUAAAUUCUUACAUGACAAUGAAACCCUAGCAAAAAGAGCACUUGAAUUGGGAAAGUAGUAAGGUGUGAUAAGUCGGAAGAUAUUCAUUCUAAGAGUCAUUAGCAAUUAAUGGUGCUCUCAGUAGUAUGCUUGGCAAAUACUCUUCCAUUAUCUGACGUUCUUAAAAGACUUGAGCUAUGUAAGACAGUCAGUAGUUUAUUGUUCACCUGAAAACAAAACUUCUUGAUCGACCCUUUUGGAAGACUAUACAUAGUUAUAUUUGUUGGGUAACUGAUCUGACUCUAUAAUAAAUGCAUAAUUAAUCUCACAUUUUUACUGAGAAAUCCGAGUAAAGAAUAGCCCAGUGCCACUCCGGAGCACCGUGGAGUGGAUCCGUAGUCCCUUGUAAUAACUUCAAAUCAAUAGUCCAAAUUCAUCACGGUGUAAUGCAAUAACAGUGAGAUUUUAUUAGGAUCAGAAGAAUAUGAUUUUAAUCUUCUGACCCGAAUAAAUCUCACCUUUUAUUGCAUUACACAUUUUAACGUUCAGGUACUUUAGAAAACGAGAUUUAGACCAUAAAGUCGCUUUCACUUUUAUUUAUACUCCAGGAAUGAUUACAAACCUGUAGAGGAACACAUUUCUCUGACAGGAAUCAAAUUCCACUUAUUUAAUAUAUACAAAUAAUAUUGUAAAGCGCUAUAGAAUCUGUUGGCGCUAUAUAAAUGAUGAUGAUAAUAAUAAAAUGUGCUGAAAAUUUGAUCUUCCCCUCCUUCCAAACAAUAAAGGAGGUUUCAAUAAGUCAUAACAUUCUUACAGUUUGGUGGGGGGGGGAGGGGAGUGAAUUAGCGCUCCCAUUUCACAGUCAGCAUUGCAUGCACAUUUCAGGGAUUAAUACAGAACUAUAUGAAUUUAACAGUAUUUAAUAUGUGGACAUUAUGCUCAAAUGCAGACAUUCUAUUUACAUUUUGUUACUAUUUUCAAUAAGCUGCAAUACUAGUAAUGCUAUACAAUAAUUGUUUAUGGCCGGAGAGAAGAGACUCUGGUUUGGAAAGUACUAGCAGCCAUAUCUAUACCAGACAAGCGCUAAGAAUCUCACCGUAUUUAUCUAUUUGUAAUGCUAGUAAUGCCAUCAGCGUAUUUCCAAAUACCUAUAAACAGACUAUUUGACCAUAUUUAUCAAACCUCCUGUAUGUGACAAACUAUAUUUUUGCAUUUCAAAUGCUCCAUAAAAUAUUAUAUUAUUGAGGGAUUCAGUAUACAGUCUAAAGCUUUUCAGCUUAUAUAAAAGUUUUAAAUAAAAGACAUGCAAAAAGAAUUACAUAAUGUGACACCCUCAUCCUAUGUAGCUGGGACAGAUGAGCAGUGUGGAUGGGCACCAGUUAGGGAACGCAGAUUUGUUAGAUAGAUUUAGCUUUGCAAUCAUGUUUCAUAGCUUCCCAUAUAAACCUUGUCAUUAUCUGAUGUUUAUGUGGCUGUUAGUAAGGCUCUACCAACCAUUUAAACAAGGCCUGGUUCACAUAGGAGCUCCAGCUCCAGCUCCACGGCCAUGCCUAUGGAAUAGUCCCUUUGAAAUGUUUAUUUUUUAGUAUGGUAACUUAAGAGGGACGUAGGGGAAAAAAGCUGACUUUGCACACUAUGCACAUGAUCUUACUGCUUCACUCGCUCUAACACUGUGGCAUGUUCCCUUUCUUCUACGCUCACUACCUACACCUUUACUCUGUCCCAGACUGUAAAAGAGUAGCUUCUGCCUGAUAGUGAGAAGGUUAGGAGAGGAGUGGGCCAGCGAGUGCUAGGGCACAGUCCUUAGAAAGUGUAGAGCUAGCACAUCAUUAGAAGCAUUUAUUCCAAGCUCAGGGUGCUGUCUGUAUAGUAUGCCCUUGGUUGGUCAUCCUGCAUGAAUGGCAGGCAAGCUGACCAUCUAAUUCUAUGUACAGACACACACCCUUUUUGGGCAUGUUUGUUCCUUUGAGCGGUUCUGGUUACGUGAUUCACAUCAGUGGCCCACCCUUUUACCCCGCGCACUGAAAUCCUGUAUCACCAGACACUGCUGUUAAGGGUAUGGAUUUACUUGAAAGAUGAAAGUGAGAGAUUAGGCAUAGGUUAUGUGUUUUCUGAUAGCUAUAUUCUGUGAGUUUUCCUCCAGCACCACCUCCCCCAGAUACAGGAUGCUUGGGAGGUAUGACUCUUUUAGUGUAUUCGGUUGAUAAGACUCUGUAAUUAUGUCCAUCAUAAUUGUCAGCACCAGGCCCAAUGGGCUCUUAAUCUGGUCCUGCAUUUAAGGUGUCUUUUUGAGGUACAUUUUAAUAAUGAAAACAUUUUUUAAAAAUGGGGAGAAAUUCAGGAUUAUUUGCUAAUGAAUGAAUUUAAUCGGGACCAGUGGGAUUUAGUUAAAAUAACAGAGAUGUGCUCAUUAGGUUGAAAUAAUCAAAUUUCAACCUGAUUGCACAUUCAUUCAGUACCAUUCAGUGUCUGCUAUAAAAUAUGUAAUUCUUGAUCACAAAUCCCAUAUAAAAUAUAAGAAUAUUUGCCUUGUAUAUUUUGUAAAAGGCAAACUCACAAAUCAAAUUCACCUGCUUUUUAUAGUUGAACCCACAUACCUUCACUUUUAAUAUAUUAAAAGAAAGAUAAUAAUACUAAUGAAAUUCCUCAUUUUUAUAAAAUAAAAUCAUAUUCCUAUUUUUCGAUCCUAAACUUUCAUGUUUUAAUUUUUGGUGUAUAAUAUCUCUCUCUACAGAAUGAACAUUUUCUUCCUCAAUAAUCAAAAUGAUACAACUGACCAUUUUUUUUGCAGUGUACUAACUUGUAUUAGAUUUGGCCAAAAUCUGCCUGCAAAUUUGGUUCAACUGAAUUUGCAGACAAAAAGUGACUAAUUCUGAUUAUAUUAUUAAAAAAGAAAAGCGUUCGGUUGUAUAUGUCUAUCAUUAUGCUCUGGAUUUCAGUGUUUUUGUUGCAUUGAGACCAGGGCUGUUUUUAAUAUUGAUUAGACCCUGGGCAAGCAUUUGCUUGGGCCCCCUGGACCCAGACAUCUUAAAGAGGUUACUGUGAAUGAGACAAAGUUGGGCAGUGAGUGUGACAGGUUUGGGGGCAUUAAAUUGACACAGUGGUGUGGUAUGGUUGCGGGGUGAGUGUUACAGGGUUGGGGUGAAUGUGGCAUGGUUAGAGGAGGAAGUGUGACAUGAUUAGGGAUUGAUUCAUGUGACAGGGUGUGUACAGUAUGAUUGGGGGAAUGAGUGUGACAGAGUUGGAGGGGUUAAUGUGAUUUGGUGAGUGUGGCAGGGUGAAAGGGGGUGAGUGUGACAGAGUGAUGGAGGAUGAGAGUGAAAGCAUGGAAGGGUAUUUGUGACAGUGCGAGAGAAGAUGAGUGUGACAGGAUUAGGUGGAUUAAUGUGAUAGGGUGAGUGUGGCAGAGUGAGAGAGGGUGAGUGUGACAGCAUUAGGGGAGUUAAAGGAUCACUAUAGUGUCAGGAAAACAAAGCGGUUUUCCUGACACUAUAGUGCCCUGAGGGUGCCCCAGAAGACAGCCACUAGAGGCUGGAUUAACCCCAAAUGUCUCUGAAACUGCUAUGUUUGCAUCUGAAGGGUUAAAACCUGAGGGACCUGGCACCCAAACCACUUCAUUGAACUGACGUGGUCUGGGUGACUAUAGUGUCCACUUAAUGUGAGUUUUAUUGGAUGAAAGGCAUUGUGUGGAGGGCGACAUGAGUGUAUGUGUGCAGUGUUGAACAUGCAGGGGUGUAUGUAUUGCCACACACAGAUACACCCUUACACACACAGGUGCAGGGGUGUAUUUGUGUGCAGUGUUGGCAUUGAAAUACUGGGCUGUAUGCACUGCCACAUGCACAGGUAUGCACACACACACAGAUACACAGGAGCAAAAAAACACUGACAAAUAGAUACACAUGCAAAAGCAAACAUACUGAUGCACAGGUACACACAUACAGGUAUAUAAACACACAUGUACACAUACAUACACAGAUACAAAUACAUACACACUGACACACAAGUACAUACAAACACGGACACAUAGGUACAUACAAACACAGGUACACAUAUACUCUGACACACAGGUAAACAUACACUGACAUACAGAUACACAUUCACUGACAUACAGAUACACAUACACUGACACACAGAUACACAUACACAGAUACACAUACACAGACACAUAAACAUGUGUAAACAUGUACUCUGACACACAAUUACACACAAACACACAUACACUCUGACACACAAUUACAUACAAACACACAUACACUCUGACACACAGGUACAGAUGCACUAUGACACACAGAUACAUACAAACACAGACACUGUGACACACAAACACACAUACACUAUAACACACAGAUACACAUACACUCUGACACACAAACACACAUACACUCUGGCACAUGGGUACACAAACACACAGGUACACAUACACACACAGAUAUGCACAAUCUCACAUACACAAGUACAUAUAUAAAUAAUAAUGUAUGUUUUCUUACUUUUGCUGCAGUGCACUGGGGUCCAGUGGGAGCUGGCUGACCUAAGGUGAUGGGUGUCAGCCUUCUUUAGAAUACCUCUUGUGUCUGCCACCUCCUCCUCCCCACGGGGCUCUCUAUUAGCUGGCCGGGAGGAAGUGACCUGUACUCACUCCUCCCAGAAGGCAAUACGAUCCCAGCCAUGAUCCGCAAGGGAGAGGGGCCCAGCCGCGGGGAAACACAUUGUUAGGGGCCCAGCCACGGCCCUCAUGAUUUAAGGGCCCACAGGAAAUAUGGGAGUCUGGCCGUGGUCUGUCUGGGAAGAGGCCCGGUCCGGUGAAAAAUUAAAGGGCCCGCGGGGCUCAAGGGGCAGAUGCUUUGGGCCCCCAGGAAUAAAUGGGCCCGGGGCAGCUGCCCCUUUUGCCCCGCGAUAAAGACGGCCCUGAUUGAGACAAGCUAAUAUCCAGACUACAUUUAUGUUAAUCCAGAGUCUGUUAUUCAAAAUAUGGACAUGGGUAAAUAUUCUGUCCACAUAUUGUGUCCAAAUGCUCCGAUAAUAUUUUUAAUUCUGUGGACUGAAGCAUUUGGUAUCUAGUGAAUAAAACCGAUUUUUAUUUUUUUAAUAGGCUACAUUAUUUGCAUACUUCCAUAAGUAAAUUUAUAAAUCCUUGGAGUGUACAUAUUUAUACAGGUUAGAGAAAUAAUAUAGUUUGAUAUCAACAUUCACCCAUCAUAAGCCAGUGGGCAUAACAUAUUACCCCAUACAGGUGCAGUUCUAUAUAACAUUAUUAGGCUGAACUGCCUUGUGGUGGAUUGAGGGGUCUUAUUUUUUUCGAUUUUGUUUUACCAGGAAGAAUAUUUUGAGAUUUCCCUAAUUUUCACAUAUAUUCUGGAGCUCACAAACAAUGUAAUAAUGUUAGAGGUUUGUGGAUGUGGCACAUACAAAACAAAUCUUGUUGUAUAAAUUGCUUAGGCGCUAGGAAACACUAUGAUUAUAAAAGCCAAAUUAAUAUAUUGUGUUAUUCUUUAGUUUCUUGAUAAAAUACACAUAUGACAGUAAUAAAUAGAAAACAACAACAAUUAAAUAAACACAAGAACUAAACUAGCUAGCUUCUAGAUUUGAAUUUCUAUGGUAGAACAUUGUCUGAAAAGGAAGGAAUAGCUGGCUUGUUCUCUAUAGAUCUCAGGUCAAGAAAAACCUUUCCUCGUUGGUCAAAUAAAAUAAGAGAGACUUUAAUCUUACCUACAAACAGCUCCCUUUAUCUUCCUGAAACAGGAGAACUCUUCAGUUGUCUUGUUUUCAAAUGUACUUUAGCUGCCACUGAAUGAAGAUCCUGAUGCUCACUUAAUGUCCUCCCCUGUAUCUCGAACCAUCUAAAUUGAUGUCUAAAUAAACACAAUGAAAUGAUCUCUGAGCUCAAGUUUAAAGGAUCUUUUGUGUGAAAUCUUAAGGUCAUAGUGACUUUGCCAACACUUCUAUUGUUUGUCGAUUUAACAGGAUGGCGAUUUCGGCCUAUACUCAGUAGGGUGUGAAUCUGCUUCUUCAAACAGAUAAGAACUUAACACUCACAUGAAAGACAGCAAACUUUUAGCCAUUAUCCUGCUACUUGACUAAGCACCUUCUUCUAACAUAUACUUUGAGGAUUAUUUGUCCUAACAGGAAUUGAAUAUAUUUGAAGAUUUUAGGCAACAAUAGUACAACUGUGUAAAUUCUCUAACUAAAUGUUUCCAAACCUGCCAUUUUUCCUUAAUAUUUUGAAUUUCGGAGAACUGACAAGAGUUGCAGUGUAAAGGGGCACUCUCUACGUACUACGACCCUUACAGCUGGAAGUAUCAACACACACUUUUUUUUGGUUAAAUUGUUUGGGAGCAGUUUCAAGCACCCAAGAAAGUUCCUCCCUGACCCAAGUUAAUAAUGUAGAACUUACAUUUCCACAUUGCCAAUCUGAACUUGGUCUAACUUGGACCCCUAACACACCUUCAGAACUGUCAGACAAUCAUCUAUAUCCAGGUUACAAAGAAUGCAUAUUGGUAAUUUACUUUCUUAUAUCACAAUACAUUUUGGUAUGUGAGAAGAUACGUGUACCAACCAUCCAAUGGAGAAUGGACAUCUAUCCAAAUUACGGUUCUCUUUGGCCACUCAUACCACUCACUCUAACUAUUGUUCAUCUACAGCACUUAACGUAUAGCAUUUAUGAUUGUAUACAUGGCCGUCCUGGCUUUAAGAUGUAAUAUUAUCUUUCUUCUUUUUAGGCAGCUAGCGGUUUACCAACCGUUGGUAGUUUUGUGGCAGCAUCAGGCAUGACUCCAUACCCCACUCCGGCACCCGUCUCACCUUACAUGACAUACGGCACAGCAGCACCCACAGGAUAUGUGACGGGACAUGGAUGGCAACACACUGCGGGUACGCCACUAUCGCCGCAUAACUGCGACCUCACUGCAUCACUGGCAUUCAAAGGCAUGCAGACCGCACGAGAAGGUAACUAUCAACUGACAGCCAAGAAAAGAACAGCAUUGUGCAGUGCCAAAGAAAUGACACAGGUGACAAGGUAAAGAUUUUAUCGGAAUGUAAUAAAUGGUUCAGGACACCUGAAUUCCAUAUUGUGAUUCUUUACCUUGAUAAAGACCUAGACAAGAUGGAACCCUUGUUCCCAGUAAAAAUUUAUCCAUGGUGCAACCAGAAGGGAAGGGGCAAGGGGUGACAGACCCCGGGUCAGAAGUCAAACUACUAGAAAAUGGUUAGACUAUUUACAUUGGAAGUGGCAAUCCAACCGCAUCAGCAUGCUAUAAUGGUUACGGUGCUCGGAGUUUUCAUUUAACCAGGGAGAACACACAAAUGUAUUGUAUGUUCUGAAACCUGUCAUUCUAGCCAGUGCAACUGUGUUUUCUGUGUUAAUGGCCAAGUUUCAAGAGCAAUGUUAAAAAAUAAUGCUUACUUAAUGGAUUCCCAUUUCAUGAUUUAACAUGACUGUCUUUUCUUUGCAUUAACAGCAGAAGAUACGAAAGCGGCCAUCCAAACACGCAAGUCUCCGCAGUCUUAUCACACAGCCCCAAGGCACGGGACAGUUGCUCAUAUGCAAAGCGCAUAAAAAUAAGUGACGCGACCAGCACAAAUCCACUGCAAUAUUUCUCCUGAAACAUUCAGAAGUGCAUCAUUCAUUGUGUUUUACAAACGGCUGGAGACCAAAAAUGGAUUACAACAGAUAAACUGACCUCCACAAACAUACGUCCAAGUAUCUCCUUCACACAAAUUAAAGGUCAACAUGGCGGGUACUUUUGGAUAGCACCUCUGUGAAAGACCUUUCUGUAACAUGAUGGAACCACAUUGCCGUAUGUUUAAACAUUGCUAGCCAUGCAAGUGAAAUCAAAACUCUUUUCAUUUUAUGCCCAGAAUCGAUAGAGACGAUGCAGUUUGGACAUGUAAAAAGCAGGAAAACUAAAACAAUGAAAACGUAUGUCAUUAAAACCUAAUCUAAAUGUGAAGAGGAAAUGAAGGGACAUUGGACAUAUACCUCAUGUUGUGUAUAGCUGUUUAUUUUAUUUUUUUUAACAGCUCAAAAUGGGGUCACUGGGUUUUAAACCUAAAUUAUACAUUGGACAUCAAGGCCACUCAAAGCAGCCAAACCAGAUGAGAUCUGAAGGACUUUGUCAAACAAUAUACUUCUCUAUUACCCCCUUCUUACUGUUACAUAGCAGGUCUGCACAGAUCGUGACCAGGGUAAAUAUGGGAAAUGGCAUAUCCAACGCAAAAGGAAAUGUGAAAAAAAUGUUUUGUUUGUAAUGUCCUUUAUAUUUGUUUAACUUUUAAGUAUUGUGUCCCAAUUUGACUAUAAUAAAUGGGGUGGGUUAAUAAUUGUAGAAUAUUGUAGAGGUCCAUGGUUCUGAGUGUAGAUUAUUGCAAAGAAAUUUAAAAAAAAAUCCUUAAGACUGAAAUUGAGCAGUCUUUUAAAAAUUAAGUUCAGCUAAAAGUUCUUUGUUAUUUGUUUUAGUUUUUUUUCUUUUUCUUUUUAAUUCCAUGGAUGUUUAAUAUUUUGCUCAUUAGACAGCCAAGCAAUGCACUUGUCUUACAGAUCAGUUGGACCUGGUGUGGUUUGUAAAUUUCACAUAACUUAAUUGUUUAAUCAAUGAUGGCCUAAUCCAUUGUUUAUCGACAGAUGGUUAAUCUGAAGCACUUAAACGGCAUGAAACUGUAAUUGCAGUACUAUAAAAAUCUGGUCCAAAUAGGGAAUAUUGUAAAGUUCUGUAGAAUGAUAACACAUCCACUAAGUCUUUAAAUUCUGUCACUUUCAUAUUACAGGCAAUACAUGUCUAAACAUGACCUUAGGCAUGAAGGGACUCUGUAAUUUUCUGGUAGGCUGUAGGUAGGUUUAAUCAUGCAGUGAAAAGCCUAUCUAGGUUGAAGUUUAUGCAGGUUCCCCUUGUGAUGUAUAUGUCCCUUACUCUGGAGUUCUAAUAAAGUGGAAGGACCUAUCCCUGUAUGAUACCUGUCUCUUAUUUGUUACAGAAGAUACAGAAAAUAUUACAACUCUACAUGGCUAAAGCACAGUCAUAUUUUUUUCUCGAUUGCCUAGUCGUAAGUGUAUCCGUCAUGCAAACAUGAUAACAGAC